AUGACGACCCGUAACAACGAGAUUAAACUCGCAACACCUGGAUCCAGCAGCGAUGCUGAGCUCGCAUCGCGCCAGUUUCAGUUUCCGUUCCCUGAAGCCUACUCGAUUCAGCUGGAUCUGAUGCGGCAGGUGUUUUCAACGAUCGAGGAUGGAAAAGUCGGUAUUUUCGAGAGUCCUACUGGAACAGGAAAGUCUUUAUCGCUGAUAUGUGCUGCUUUUACAUGGUUGCGGCAGAAUGAACAGAGGGGGGUUAAGGGUUCUAGUGGCAGCAGUAACGAGAGGAAUAGUGUAGGGACGCUUGAUGAGCCAGAUUGGGUCGUUCAGCAUGAACAAGAGCGCAAGAGAAAGCAACACGAAGCAUAUCAGAUCGACCUUAGAGAGCGUAUAGCAGUUGCACGUGCAAAGCAAGCUGCUCUGAAGCAAAGUCGUCGUGAUGGCAUGCUCGCCAAAGAUGCAAGAGCAGCUAAGCGACAACGUUCCAGCGCCAAUGAUAGGGACGAGGAUGAUGAUUCGGAUGAUGAUCUUCUUAUCGAAGAAAGCGAGGGCGCAAAGGGUGCACAGGCGCUUCGUAUGGCUACUUACUCCAAGACUGCGCUGUGGGAAAAGUCUUCAGAUCUCGACUGCAACCUCUCACCAGCAGUGCGGGCUCUCAUGCAGAAAUACGAACAGACCCACAACCGUGGUCAAGAGGAGCAAGAGGAACCAGAAACCUUGCCACGGAUUAUAUACGCUAGUAGAACACAUUCGCAGCUCUCGCAAUUCGUCGCCGAGCUCAAAAAGACCUCUUUCGGCCAAGUAGAUGUGCUGGAUGCAGAGAAGAUGCCCGUCCGAACAAUUGCUUUGGCAAGUCGAAAACAGAUGUGCAUCAACCAAGACGUUCAGCGCAUAGCAAGCAUCAAAGGUUCAGAAGCCAUGAACGAGCGAUGUUUAGAACUGAUCAAGGCAAAGAAGGGCAAGGGUCGAUGUGCCUUGUUGCCUACCUUUGAUCAAGUUGGCAGAGCUGAAAUUUUGGAGUUCCGCGAUGCAGCUAUGGCAGAAGUUGGCGAUAUUGAAGAUCUCGUUCAGUUGGGUAUAAGUACAAAGACCUGUCCAUACUUUGCAGCUCGUAGUAGUGCUAAGCAAGCAGAGCUCGUUACGCUUCCUUACAAUCUGCUCCUGCAAAAAGACGCACGUCAGUCUCUUGGUAUCAGCCUGAAGGGGUGUAUUGUUCUCAUCGACGAAGCACACAACCUCAUUGACACCAUCCUCUCCACGCAUUCAGUGACGAUCGAUUCGCGGCAGAUCAUACAAGCGUCAAAACAGAUCGAAAUGUACCUCGACCGUUUCGCACUGCGGUUGAAAGGAAACAACGAGCAAAAUCUUCGUAAAGUCAAGAAAGUGCUUUCAGCAUUGUCGACAUUCUUCUCUAAGCACGCCACCAAAGGGAAAGGCAAUUCUGACGUGGUCAUGUCGCUCACAGACAUGCUAGGAGCAAUGAUGGGCAGUGUAGAUCAAGUUAACCUUGUGACGCUCGAGACGUGGUUGAAGGAGACGCAGAUCGCAAGAAAGAUAAGUGGCUAUGCGGAGAAACGCAAGAAGAAGACAGCCGAGCAAGCAGAAGCAGCCAUGCUAGCCAACACGAAUCAGAACGCCAGCAAGAAUCGUGCCACGACAAAGCGUUUACCGAAGAAAGCUGAUCUCGAGCAAGGAGCCUGCACAAGUCAAAGUGGCAUAGGUCAAAGUGGCAUUUCGAGCAUGCACGCGAUCGAAGCCUUCAUCCUGUCGCUUGCCAAUCGAUCCGAAGAUGGUCGGGUAGUCCUUACCAGCACGCUUGACAGCAAUACUGGUGAGACUAUCGUGCGUGCCAAGUAUCAGCUUCUCAACCCAUCACACGUUUUCAAAUCGCUCGUCGACGAGGCGCGCUCAGUCAUUCUGGCUGGUGGAACGAUGGAGCCUAUCUCAGACUUUCGUCAACAGCUUCUUCCAUUCCUGCCUUCUGACCGACUUGUCACCUUCUCAUGCGGUCACGUCAUCCCACCGAGCAACCUCAUGGUCUCCGUCCUCUCCUCUAGUCCGAAAGGCUUGCCAUUCGAAUUCAAGUUGGAUUCGCGUGACAACACUGAUAUGCUUGACCAACUAGGCAAGACGCUUGUUAACCUUUGCAAUAUCAUACCUGCAGGUCUGGUUGUUUUUGUUCCGUCAUAUGCAUUCCUAGACAAGCUGAUGGCAAGGUGGAAAGAUGCAGCCUCAGGCCAAGUGUUGCAGAGAUUAAGUGCAAAAAAGAAAAUCUUUAUCGAGCCUAAGACGACGAUGCAAGUAGACAAGGUGCUGGCAGAGUACACGGCAGCCAUUCGAGCGGAGCAGGGGAGAGGAGGUGGCGGCGCGAUUAUGUUGGCUGUAGUCGGAGCAAAGUUGUCGGAAGGUAUCAACUUCUCAGAUGAUCUCGCACGAGGCGUGGUGAUGGUAGGCAUGCCUUUCGCCAACAUCAACAGCCCAGAGUUGGCGGAAAGAAUCAAGUAUGUGCGAGAUUUGGCCAAGCAAGCAAGAACGACAAGCAACUUGUCAAUGCCGAAAGUGGCUGAUCCCGGCGAUGAGCUAUAUACAAAUCUAUGCAUGAAGGCUGUCAACCAAUCCAUUGGUCGAGCAGUACGGCACCAGAAGGACUACGCAGCACUGAUCCUGCUCGAUAGAAGAUACGGCCGACCUGAGAUCAGGCAACGUCUUCCAGCGUGGAUUCGAAACCAAGUGACCGUCGCCGAGCGUUUCGGUGGUAUGAUACAGCAAACAGCGGCAUUCUUCAAGAACCGAAACACCUGA
Molecule: messenger RNA, 2796 nt
Organism: Ustilago hordei
Lineage: Eukaryota; Fungi; Basidiomycota; Ustilaginomycetes; Ustilaginales; Ustilaginaceae
Exons: 2
Coding region: 1-2796 (931 amino acids)
Biological process (GO): nucleobase-containing compound metabolic process; establishment of sister chromatid cohesion
Cellular component (GO): nucleus
Molecular function (GO): DNA helicase activity; DNA binding; ATP binding
Source: RefSeq, a predicted model, not a curated record